CUGCGCUCUUUUUUUCUCUUGCUUUAGCUUUGCUAGCCAGGAAGGAGAUGCUUUCUUAUUCAUAUCAUUUCCCUCAACCUAUGUACUGGAUGGCUGUAAGUAACCUAAAGGAUUAAUAUAUCAGAUAUCUAACAGAAGACUUGAGUGCCAAAGGUUUGUUUUUUUUUAAAGGCGAAUACAGAAGAAAAAAAAAUAUCUUCCUUCCUUGCACGUUUCCUUGUCUGGCUUUCAUUUCUUUUCCUGAUUAACAAGACAGAAAAAAAACAUUCCUGGGCCCUCCUCUUCUGUCUCUCUCUCACUGUUUGCAGGAGGGAGAGAUGGCUGCAGACGGAGCUCGGUCUAGGUUUGGGAAUUUGGGCCACCGAGGAGGGGGAAGCAACAGCAGCAGCCCAUCUUCCAGUCCCAAACUGGGUGGUAGGAAGAGCAGAACACCGCCACCCACAAACAGCUCCUCGUCUUCACCUGGAACUAAACAUCAUCAGCUGAGACAAGCCCCAUCGUCCCCGGCACACAGCUUCAAGAAAGUGACCCUCACCAAGCCCACCUUCUGCCACCACUGCACGGAUUUCAUCUGGGGACUGGCCGGCUUCCAAUGUGAAGUGUGCAAUUUUAUGUCACAUGAGAAGUGUUUGAAGCAUGUGAAGACUCUCUGUGCUUGUAUGGCCCCAAGCCUUGUAAGGGUUCCUGUGUCUCAUUGCUUUCGAACACCUGGACAUUAUAAAAAGAAAUUCUGCAGCGUGUGUAGAAAACAGUUAGAAGACAGCAUUGCUUUACGAUGUGAAGUUUGUGAACUCCAUGUACACACAGAUUGUGCCCUGUUUGCAUGCAGUGAUUGUCGGCAGUGUCACCAUGAUGGACAGCAAGAUCACGAUACUUACCAUCAUCACUGGCGAGAAGGAAUUUUUUCUUCAAGUGCCCGAUGUGAGGUGUGCAAGAAAACCUGUGGUUCUUCUGAAGUUUUGUCCGGCAUGAGAUGUGAAUGGUGUGGCAUACAGGCACAUGCUGUAUGCUAUAGUAUCCUGACACAUGAAUGUACCUUUGGAAGGCUCAGAAAUAUGGUGCUCCCGCCUCACUGUGUGCGCCUGCAGGCACGGAACUUCAGCAAGAUGCACUGCUUCAGGAUAUCAGAGAGCAUCCAGACCGAGCAAGAUGAAGAUUAUGAUACUGAUGGAGUAACACAAGGAACAGUAAAAGAGGCACCAACAUCAGCUGAAUCCAUUUCAGGCAAACAAAGUUUAAAGAUUUACGAUGGUCACGAUGCUGUAAAGCGCAACCAGCCCAGAAUGAUCUCAGUCCCUAGAAUUACAAAGAGUGAAGAAGUUGUGGAGGCUGCCCUCCGAGCAUAUUACAUUCCUGAUGACCCCCAGGACUACGAGCUUCAGACACUUACUCAGCAGACAUUGCUCUGUGAUGACAUUAUUAACAGAAACGGAGCAACAGAAGACAGCAAAGUUACUUCUGUGUUCAAAGAAAGCAUCCCUGAAGCAUGGAUCAUAAUGGCAAAACCAAAGGAGCAAGAAGUUAUCAAAUGUUUUCUUGGCUGGAUGAAAGUUGGCGUAGCCUAUAUAUCCAUACCAGUAAAUAAAGGAAGCACUGUGCAGAAUGUAAUACAGGAGAUUCUGCUGCAGCUUGGGCGGCAGAAGGAAAAGGUAGAGAAUUUCAGGCUGGUAGAAGUUCUUAUGGGAAGCAAACAAGUGCAAAGAAUGAUUCUGCAAGCUGAAGAAUUGAUACUUGACAAACGUAAAGACAUACGAAAGACUUCAAUACGUCAGAUGAACCAAACACGAUUUUAUAUUGAAGAAAACACAAAGCCUGAUAUAAAAAUACAAAUUUUGAUUGGCGGACUGACACCCCUGCUCUCUGCUGCAGAAUACACUAAUAUCUUAAAAGACAACUUAGACAUAAAAGAUAACAUGGUGUCUGUUAUUCCAACGUACUCCCCGCAAGGUGCAGUUGUUCUGGAAAUCUCUUGUUUUUCUGAAGCAGAAAGAAUAUUUAUGCUCGUUAAAGACACGACAAUCAACAAUAAGCAGCUUACAGGUGUUCUUAUCCCUCACAUUACACAUGAUAAACUACCACAUAGUACGUGUCCUCUUCUUGUGUUUGUGAACCCAAAGAGCGGAGGCCUUAAAGGCCGGGAUCUUCUCUACAGCUUCCGCAAACUUCUUAACCCACACCAAGUAUUUGAACUGACCAACGGAGGUCCUCUUCCUGGAUUUCAUGCAUUUUCUCAAGUUCCAUAUUUCCGAGUCCUGGUUUGCGGUGGUGAUGGUACAGUUGGUUGGGUGCUUGGUGUACUUGAAGAGAUACGGCACAAACUGGUGUGUACAGAACCGUCCAUCGCGGUCCUUCCUCUGGGAACAGGGAAUGAUUUGGGAAGGGUGCUGCGCUGGGGAGCUGGUUAUACUGGAGAAGAUCCGUACGCCAUUCUUAUAUCUGUGGAUGAGGCAGAAAAUGUGCUCAUGGACCGAUGGACUAUACUUCUAGAUGCUCAAGAGGUUAUGGACUCAAUGGAAAAUGGCAUUUCCGAACCUGAACCACCUAAGAUUGUUCAGAUGAAUAACUACUGUGGUAUUGGAAUUGAUGCAGAACUGAGCUUAGAUUUCCAUCAAGCAAGGGAGAUCGAACCUGGAAAAUUUAACAGCAGGUUCCACAAUAAAGGUGUCUAUGUCAGAGCAGGGCUGCAGAAGUUAAGUCACAACAGGAAUUUACAUAAAGAUUUGAAGCUUCAGGUGGACCAGCAGGAAGUGGAGCUACCAAAUAUAGAAGGUCUUAUUUUCCUCAACAUUCCCAGUUGGGGUUCAGGAGCUGAUCUAUGGGGCUCUGAUAAUGAUAAUCGAUAUGGCAAACCGAGAAUUGAUGACGGGCUGCUUGAAGUUGUUGGUGUAACUGGUGUUGUCCACAUGGGCCAGGUACAAGGAGGACUGCGUUCAGGCAUACGCAUAGCCCAAGGCUCAUACUUCCGUGUAACUCUCUUAAAGCCUAUUCCUGUGCAAGUUGAUGGUGAGCCAUGGAUUCAGCCACCAGGACAGAUCAUAAUUUCUGCUGCAGGACCAAAGGUUCACAUGCUGAAGAAAUCUAAACAAAAGCAAAAGAAAACAUCCGGAAGCUCAAAAGAAACAAAAACAGAAUCUGUUACAUCUAAUGACAAUGGAAGCUAAGAAUGCAGGAUCUGCAAUAAAAACUGAAUAUCAGAACCUCACAGUGAAACACUGCAAGUACUGACCACAAACAAAGAACUGAUACCGACCUGCUGUGUCUAGAAAAGGACUCGUAUAAAUGAGAAGAAGAAAAAAUCCUUCCACAAUAUAACUGUAUUUUAUUUCUCUGUAUUAUGCAGUGCUUGGCUCAGUUUGUUCCUGCAGAAUCCACUUAAUUUAUUUUUUUCUUUCAAUGUUGUUUUGUUAAUAUAUAUUCUUAUCUGGGCAAUAACCCUGUAUUUCUCAAUGCAGUCCCUUUGUUUAAAGGUUCUGAGUAUAGUGCAUGAGAUCAAGUGAUUCUUUUUCAUGUAAAACAAUAGCUUCUAUAUGCUCGAAUGUAAUAAAUACGGCUUCCAAAAUGAAUGACAGAACAACGGUAGCAAACAUGAAGCAAAAUGUGAGAAAUGGGGGGUGGUAUUGCGUCAACGUGAACUGCUAAAUGGCUCUCUGGUAACGUUGAGUGGAAUGGUGUAUAUCACAUAUUUUACAUACAUGUAGAACUGAUUCAUAUACAAAAUGUUUCUGCCAUCUAAUUGAUCAUAAUGUAAUAGUUUAUUUAUUGAAUGCUAAAUGUAUUUUUUAGCUGUCUUAGACUGUGUACCAAUCCACAGUUCAUAGAAAUACGUUUUUUAAACGUAGCAACACAAGUUGAUUUGUAAGCAAUGAUCAACAGCAAAUUAAUAUUUUUCGUUAAUUGUAAAUAUAUUGGAGGAGACAUUUUCACUAACAAUUGUGCCAAGGAUCACAUGAAAUAACUAUUUUUGUUUGUUUUUUAAAUCUUGCUGAUGUUACAUGAGUAUAUGUAAUGCAUAUUGAAUAGAAUCAAACUUGUUUAUUGUUUUAAAUAGACAAAUUUUAAAGUUUAGCGUUUAACAGGUAGCCCCUGACCAGAUGUUUUGGUGUAUGAGUAUGUUAGGUCCAGAACAUUUAACCCCUUCAGGACGGGGCAAGAGUUGAAGAUCGGAACAAAGUUUCAAUGAAAACUCUUGCUCUAAAAAGGAAAUCAUGUGAUCUUUGAUGUGAUCACAUGACUUCAAUGCUGGGAUUGACUCAUGGGGAACUGCCUAUGAUGCUAGGCACGUCCCACAGUCAGAUUUUUUUAUUUGCUAAAGCAGGAGGGAGAAGGACGCCUUAAAACUAAGGCCGUUCCAUCCUGUUUUAAAGGCGUUUUAAGCCAGCGCUUUUAAGGAUAGCAUGGAACAUCCUUAUGGUGUCUAGGGGUUGAGACACUCAGGCAUUAUUGCUGUCUUGUAUAUUAUGCCUAAAUGUGCAUUUUUAUCGGGCAGCUUAGGUUGCAGGUUUUGUGGUUAUUUGUAGAUGUAUAAUUUCAUAUUGUAUUUAAAAAUCUAGUUAAUUUUACAAAUUACAUCUGGGGUGUUCUACGGGGAUAUUACAAAUGAAACAUUUUACGUCUGUGUAGAAAAACAAUCUUUCAAGUACACUUAUUUGGUGCAAACAUGACAUUCAAGUUCAUAUUGCAACAAUAUAUAUAUAUAUAUAUAUAUAUAUAUAUCCAUUUGUUCAAAAUGCAUAAUGUUCUAGCUCAGUGUGAGUUUUUAAUUGAAAGUUUUAUUUUUGAUGUGGUAACUGUCAUAGUUAAAUUGAAUUAUUUGGCAUGAAUUUAAAAAAGUACAGGUAUAUGUAUAUAAAUAUGGCAUAUUCUAAAAGUGCAUGUUAAGAACCGUGAAAGGAUAAAAAAUGGCUAAACAUUCUGCUGCUAAAUAAAAAUAAUACUUAAAUAUGUAAAACAUAAUAUUAAGAAAACAUAUGUUUGCUAUCCUCUUUCAUUAUUCUUUAAUAAUUUAGUCUAUGCUUUUCAAUAUUGUGUCUACUGAAAAUGAUUUAAAAGAAUCCGUGUAAAACAAAGUAAGCAAAUGAAGAGACAGAAACAUUAAAGAGUAAAAUAUUGUAUAUCAUGUCUAGAGUACAAUAUUUGUUAUAAACAUUGUGUUUUAAAGGACAGUGAUGCCAUUACUGGAUUUAGCUAUAGGUCAUCACAGCUGUGUAAAGAUCUCACAUCUUCAUAUCCACAUCUUGAGGUUUAUUUUUUAUUGUUUAAAAAGAUAGAUAAUCUCUUUAUUACCCAUUUCCCAGUUUUGCAUAAUUAACACAGUUAUAUGAAUAUACGUUUUACCUCUGAUUACCUUGUAUCUAAGCUUCUGCAGACUACCUCCUUAUUUCAGUUUUCUUUACAAACUUGCAUUUUAGCCAAUCUGUGCUGACUCAUAAGUAACUACAAGGGAGUGAGCACAAUGUUAUCUAUAUGGCACACAUGGACUAUCGCUGUCUAGCUGUAAAUAACUGUCGCAAUGCACUGAGAUAAGAGGCAGCCUUCAAGGGCUUAGAAAUUUAGCAUUUGAGCUUACCUAGGUUUAGUUUUCAACAAAGAAUACCAAGAGAACAAAGCAAAUUUGAUUAUAAAAGUAAACUGGAAAGUUGUUUAAAAUUGCAUGCCCUAUCUGAAUCAUGAAUGUUUAAUAUUGACUAGACUGUCCCUUUAAGUACAAGCAAAAGCAUCUGCAGAAUCAUUUUUUUCAGUGAAGAUAGUGGCUCAAUCUUUUUAAACUAUAUAUUUGGAGAUGGACAAUAUAUAUAUAUAUAUAUAUCUAUAUCUUUUGGAAUUAUUGAAGCAAUUGGAUUUAACCACUUUAAUAUCAUACAUAUAACAUCAUCAUUAAGUGAUAGAGACUGAGUUAUAGAUACUUUUUUUUUUUUUUUUUUAAGUUUGAAUGUGCAAUAAAAUUGGUAGUAAAAUAGGUCAUAAAAAAUAGAACAUAUACUUUUUAUUUUUGUAAACACAUUCUUAAAGAGAGGAUUUCUAUAUCUAAUCACCAAAUAUUUAGGCAAUAUAUAUGGGACAUUUGAUUUCUCUGUCUAAUUAUCAUUCACUACCAAGAUAAAUGUGUGUGUGUGUAUACAUAUAUAUAAUGGAACAAAAUAAGCUAGGGAAAACUGAUGUAAUACUCUUGAAGCAUGUUUUCUGUGAAUGCAACUUAUAGAUUUAAUUAGAUUUUUAUAAAGUAUAUAUAUGUAAUUUUUUAUAUUUAUUGUAAAACAGUCUAUAAAUAAAAGUAGUUUGCUAUAUAAAAGGUAAGUAUACAAUUUUAUAAUUUAAAUUCUAGAGAUAAAAUGUCUUGAUUUUUCUGAAUUAAAAGUUAUUCAUUUUUUACAUGCAAAAUUAUUUUUUAUCACAAAAAUAUUAAACAAGGCUAUUCACAUCUUUGCAUCAAUUAUUUUAAGAAAUGUUGUAUAGCGGAAUGUGGAAAACUACUUUGCCAUUUUUUUCCCCCCAAUUAUUUUUUUUUUUUACUUAAGUCUGCAUACUUCAUAAAAUAGUCAGAUACAUUUCUGAUUUUACUAUUGUAAUGUAUAAAGGAAAAUUACUGAUCAUUUAUAGAUAUCAGUUGUUUUCAGUGGGGAAAAAAAAUUACUAGAACCAAAUGUUUUUUGUGCACAUUUUUAGAUAAAUGUAUUCAAAAGUAAUUUUACAAUUAAAAAUGUGUGACCAUAUUUGUAACACAAAUUCAGAAAGGAUACCAGAAUGGGUCCCUUUGUUAGACUUAAUAUUUUCUACAUUAUUUAUUUUUUAAUUGCAUUUCACCUUUAAAUAUUUGCUUAGUUUGGGAUUUUUGCGGGAGGGCCAUCCUGUCUCUAUUAUUUUGAAAAAAAGAUGAUUUAUCCUCUAAAGUGAAUAUCUGUUGUUGCUCUUUAAUAAUUUAUCAUGGUUUACUACAGCCCAUCUAGAAGUAGUAAUAGGUGUUGCUUUUUUGUGAAUAUUGAAAAUGAAUGUGGUAAUUUUAAUGUCAGUUUUAUGGCUGAUUUCCAAACAAACUGAAUAUAAUACAGUAAAAAGCAUUCAGCUUCUAAUAUGAACUACUUAAGCAUUGUCCAUGGUGCCAAGGUUUUGUUAAUAAAUGUGUAAAAAAAAUAUUAUGUCAGUUCAAUUUAGAUUUAAUAUUUUAUGCCUCAAAAUGAAUAUCAAAGUUUUAUGUUUACUUGUGGUUUAAUCUUGAAGAUGGGGUUUUAUUGGUGUAUCUGAUAAUCUACCUGGCAAUUUUGUUUUCUGAAAUGUACAUUUUUAUAUUAAAAAUAGUUGUGUUAUAGUUAUUGGAAAAAAAUAUGUAUAUAUUUUGCAACAUAUCUGUGUGUGUUCCUUGUUUAAUUUGCACUGAUUUGGAUUCUGUAUUUGAGUGUAAAUGUUGUGAUAUUUUAGCACUAAGUUUUUGUGACAAAUACAGUAAUUUCAUGUUAA
Molecule: messenger RNA, 7452 nt
Organism: Bombina bombina (fire-bellied toad)
Lineage: Eukaryota; Metazoa; Chordata; Amphibia; Anura; Bombinatoridae
Gene: DGKQ
Product: diacylglycerol kinase theta
Exons: 23
Coding region: 318-3161 (947 amino acids)
Biological process (GO): diacylglycerol metabolic process; lipid phosphorylation; intracellular signal transduction
Molecular function (GO): ATP-dependent diacylglycerol kinase activity
Source: RefSeq, a predicted model, not a curated record